CCAAUUUUCAGCUUUAUCAGUUUAGGAAAUGUGGUGAGCAAUUGCAAUGGGUUGCAACUUUUCUUCUCAAAGUAAGGUGUCUGAUGUUCCGGCUGCUUGUGACAAACCAAUACCGGAACCUGAUGUGAUAGGAAAAGAAGAGAACAUUGAGCCAAUUGAGCAUUCAGCGGAAAAAGAAGUUGUUGAAAAAAAGGAAUCUACACCUGUUCCACCACCAUCUAUUUCUCCACAAGUUGCGCUCCAAGUUCCCGAAAUUCGUGCAUCUCGUUCAAUUACUCCCGCUUCUCAGAAAUCGGAAGAUCCAUACAGCCAUAUUAGACUACUUCUUCUCGGAUCCGCAGAAAGCGGAAAAACAACCGUUUUGGAGCAAGUCCGGUUGCUCUAUAAACAACAUUUCACAGAGUCUGAAUAUUUUCAUCGACGUGCAUUCAUCUAUCACAAUAUUUUCAAAAGUAUCAAAGCGUUAUGUCGUGCCAUGAGAAUGUCCGAUAUUCAAUUUGCAGACCCAAUCAAUAUGGGUCGUGCUCAAUCCAUAAUAGCUGAUGAACAUGGUCAUUAUGGUUUAUUCUCAAAAGAUUUGGCUGAAAAGAUAAAACACAUUUGGAAUGACAAAUCUAUGCAAAAACUUUACGCUCGACGGAGUCAAUUUAAUUUGAAUGAUUCAGCAUCUUAUUUUCUUAACAAUAUCGAUAAGAUAAAUAUGGUGGAUUAUAAGCCGUCUGAAAGAGAUCUCAUCAUGGCUUAUGUUCCAACUUGUGGUGUUCAAAAUGUCAUAUUUACUGCUUGUAAUCAAUCUUUUCAAUUAUUUGAUAUUGGUGGACAGAAAAUUGAUAGACGGAAGUGGGCUUUACAAUAUGAAGGGAUUGAUGCAAUAUUCUUUUGCAUCGCAAUUUCUGAAUAUGAUCAAGUGAUGAGCGAGGAUAUGGUUACGAAUCGAUUAGAUGACGCUCUGAAUUUGUUGCAAUCAAUCAGUGAAGACCCAGCGUUUGCAACAACUCCAAUCUAUUUGUUUUUGAAUGAAAUUGAUGUUUUCUGUGAAAAACUCAGCGUCAUUCCAUUAUCAAAGUAUAAACCGGAUUUUAAAGGUGGUGAUCAAGAUGAUGCAAUAGACUUUAUGGAAAAUCUUGCAUGCGAAGCUCUUGGUAAACGUGACAGGUCCCUAUACCGUGUCUAUCGAUGUAUUGCAAUUGACACACAAAUGAUGGCCGAAUUGUUAUCAACUGUGUUUAAAGAUAUUGCAAAAAGAAAGAAAUAACUACUGUUUGUAUAAUAUUUAAUUUAUAUUUUUAAUUGAAAUCCAAUCAAUUCAUCACAUGUAAUUUUAUUUAAUUCCCACACUUGUCAACACUUAUGUUGUCACCCAAUAAACGAAAGGAAAACGUUGCAAAAAAGUGAAAGAGAAAGAUUUAUUCUU
Molecule: messenger RNA, 1414 nt
Organism: Caenorhabditis elegans
Lineage: Eukaryota; Metazoa; Nematoda; Chromadorea; Rhabditida; Rhabditidae
Gene: gpa-13
Product: Guanine nucleotide-binding protein alpha-13 subunit
Exons: 9
Coding region: 47-1255 (402 amino acids)
Biological process (GO): G protein-coupled receptor signaling pathway; signal transduction
Molecular function (GO): G-protein beta/gamma-subunit complex binding; GTPase activity; guanyl nucleotide binding
Source: RefSeq, marked reviewed